UACCAAUACAAGAACAUCCAAGUUUUACGGGACGUCGUCGCAUCAACCGGUCUUCCAAAACGCACAUCGUCGACGGGUCACCUGUAAGCGCAGAUUACAGUGAGAGAGUUUUCCAAAUCGAGUGCGAGUGCGCGAGAGAGUUUCAGGACUCGAGAUUUAGAGCACAAGGAUGGCUGAAGCCCACUCAGCUGUCGCGUUCAGCUUCUCCAUCACCCACGAGGGCUGGGACGUGAACUUUGACCGCGAGGUACUGAACCUCGUCUGGCAGUCGGGGCUGCGCUCCUGGAAGAAGCGCUUCUUCAGAUUUCAGAACAACAUCAAGAGCGGAGUCUAUCCGGCGUCCCUUCACAGCCUCUGGCUGACUGUGAUCGUAGUAGCGGCGAUCCACUUCGCCGGCUACAAGAUACCCCACGAUCCCGUUGGCAAGGUGGCGCCUUAUCUAUUCGCCUCGUCCCUGCUGGCCCACCUGGCGGGCUGCUUCAUCGUAGGACUGCUCCUAUGGCUGGUCACCAUAUACGCGAUACGCUACACGCUGAAGCUGCUGCUCAUGUACAAAGGUUGGAUGUACGAGGCCAGAGGCGCCGGCUCGUCGGUCUCGCUGCCCACUCGCGUCUGGGCUCACGCCGUCAAAAUAUUCUCGGGCCGGCGCAAGCCUAUGCUGUACAGCUUCCAGGGCUCGCUGCCGAGGCUGCCGCUGCCCAGCGUCGAAGACACCACCCGCAGGUACCUUCGAAGUGUCCGACCACUGCUCGACGACGAGAACUACAAGCGAAUGGAAGCUUUAGCUCACGAGUUUCAGAAUGGCAUAGCCGUCAAACUACAACGCUAUCUAAUGCUCAAAGCUUGGUGGUCGAGCAACUACGUGUCCGAUUGGUGGGAGGAAUACGUCUACCUGCGUGGUCGUUCACCCAUCAUGGUCAACUCCAAUUUUUACGGCAUCGACGCCAUCCUCAUGCAUCCAACCAAAGUACAAUCUGCUCGCGCCGCCAGCGUCAUUCACUCGUGUCUGCUCUACCGUCGAUUAAUCGAACGUCAGGAGCUCGAACCGAUUCUAGUUCAAGGUAUUGUACCAUUGUGUUCAUGGCAGUACGAAAGAGUGUUCAACACCACGAGAAUACCUGGAAUAGAAACCGAUAAAAUUAUACAUUUCAACGACUCAAAACAUGUCGUCGUCUAUCACAAGGGCAAAUAUUUCAAGCUUCCAAUCUACCAUAAAAAUAGACUGUUGCAACCCUGUGAAAUCGAAAUCCAAAUCCAAUCGAUUUUGGACGACAAGAGCACACCUUACGAAGGCGAAGAGAAAUUGGCGGCGUUAACUGCCGGAGAACGAACCCACUGGGCGAAGUCGAGAGAGGAAUAUUUCAGCAAAGGAAUCAAUAAAGUCUCGUUAGACACCAUCGAGAAGGCUGCUUUCAUCGUGGCUUUGGACGAUGUUCCUUACGAAUUUGACAAAAAUCAUCCAGAGAAACUCGACAACUAUGGCCGCAUUCUGCUCCAUGGAAAAGGUUAUGACCGCUGGUUCGAUAAGUCUUUCACUCUUUGCAUCGGAAGUAAUGGCAGAAUUGGUUUUAACGCGGAACACUCGUGGGCAGACGCUGCUGUGAUGUCACAUCUUUGGGAGCAUCUGAUAGUUGAAGAUUCAGCUGAGACACAAUACAAAGAAGACGGACACACAAAAGGUACUCCAGAGUUUAUGCCACCACCACCAGCUCGUCUGCAAUGGGAUUGCAGUACUAAGUGUCUCGAAGCUAUCGAGACUUCAUAUCUGGUAGCCGAGGAAUUGGUUACUGGUGUCGACCUCCGUAUUUACGUUCAUGAUCUUUACGGCAAAGGAUUUAUGAAAAAGAGCAAAAUGUCACCAGAUGCCUAUAUUCAAAUGGCCCUGCAAUUGGCCUACUAUCGUGACAUGGGUAAAUUCUCUCUCACCUAUGAGGCUUCCAUGACAAGAUUGUACCGAGAAGGACGUACCGAAACUGUAAGACCUUGCACCAUUGAAUCGGUUGCUUGGGUAAAGGCUAUGGAGAAUCCUAAUUCUACGACUGAAGAGAAGCAUAAACUCAUAAUGAAAGCUGCAGCUCAACAUCAACGCGGAUACCAAGAUGCCAUGUGUGGGAAAGGAAUAGAUAGGCAUCUUUUCUGCCUGUACGUUGUCUCAAAGUAUUUGGAAGUUGACUCUCCUUUCUUGAAGGAGGUGCUUAGUGAGCCUUGGAAGCUUUCGACUUCGCAAACUCCUCACGGACAAACUUCCAAGUUAGAUCUUAAAAAAUUUCCAGAUUGUAUAUCAGCUGGAGGUGGUUUCGGACCAGUCGCAGAUGAUGGUUACGGUGUUUCUUACAUUAUCGCUGGCGAAGACAUGAUCUUCUUCCAUAUUUCAAGCAAAUAUAAAUCGCCCGAAACUGAUUCUAAGAGGUUUGCUGAAAAAAUCAAAACCGCUCUGAUGGACAUGAAAAAUUUAUUCUUGGAGUAUAGAAAAUUGUAACAAGACCAGGCGAACGGCGUUGCUCGAUAACGUAGUAAUUCGAUAAAGCUUCAAUGUGAGCGAUAAUAAUACGACGACAUGAGUGUAGGAAGAUUGAUGAAGAUUUGUUACUGAAGACAAAGUUUGAAAGUACUGGCAGAAAUUCCAUCUGUUUUAUAAGUCUUUGACAUUAUUUCGAAGUUAAACCAACUGUUUACUAGUAUAUGCACAAAAAAAUUAUACGUGGCGUGUAAAUGAAUUUUAUAAAUUUUUUAAUGACGCCGCGUUAAAUAUAAAAUGCACAAUUAUAUAUGAUGCAAGAAUAGCUAGAUCCAUUAUACUCUUGCAGAAAUUUUUAUCUACGCUAAUAUCUUCCGACCGAGUAACUUGGUUGCUUCCAACUGACAGAGAAUAAUGGUUUUUAAUAAUAUAUAUAUAUAUAUAUAUGAUUUUUUCCAGAAAAAUUAUAAUUUUAUGAGAAUAUUUAUAAAUGAUUCAACUUGGGAAUUCAGAACUGUUUAGGACUAGUAUAAUGCAAGUUUUUUUAUUGUUUUUUUUUUAAAUUUGGCAAUAUACAUCUUGAAUUCUAGUUGAUUGGAUGGAUAUAUAGUUUAUUCCAGUCUUUACCGUAUUAGAUUUAGUAAUAAAUGAUUUACGUAAGAUUUAAACAGAUCAUGAAUUUAGCGUGAAUCAUUGACAUUGUAAUAAAACAGACUUAUAGUCUACACAACCCACAACCAUUUUUCAGAUACCAAAGUAAAAUCAAUGAUAAUUUUAUUCCAUUGUUUUAUUUAGUUCUGAACGGUUCUUUUGAAACUUUUUCGUCGAAUUAAUGCAAUUAUUAGCGUAAAUAUACGCUUGUAUGAUGAGUGAUAUCGUUUUUGUUGUAUAAGUGAUGAGAGAUAGAGAGCGCGAGAGAGAGAGAAAGAUAAAAAACGAAAAAGUUUGUUAAUAAAGACUAUCGAUGUUUUAGACGACAUAAAUAUGUUAAGCGCAAACUUUAUCAAGGUAAAGAUUUUGUUAAUUACAAAAUGUGAUCGCGCCAAUUUUUAGUAUUGGGAAAUGUUGAGUAAUGCCAUGAUCCUAAAAAUGUGCAACCUAUCAAUGCAAAAUAACAAAUAUUACAAAUAAUUUUGUACAAGUAUAUUUUCUAUGUUGUUAACAUGAUUAGUGGUAUUGGUGCUUAAGUUGUAAGUCCUUUGAUAUAAUUUCAAUGGAAAAUAUCAGACUAGAAAAAUUAUAUCUGUACAAUCACUUUUUUUUUUGAAAGUCGAUAUGCACAAACUUGCUUUGAAUUAUAGAGAUUUUUUAAAUGAACUAUUUAACAAUUCGCCAUAAACAGUGUUAUUGUAUACCUUGUCAAUGUAAACUCUACUCUUGUUUUUAACUAUGAAUAAAUUGAUUUUAUAGCCAGAUAUAUCUUGUUUGUCACACUGUUUGUAUACGUAAAUAAUAUAACAAUAAUUAUAAUAGCUUAUCUGACAAUAUCAACUGAAAUUAAAAUAAAUAAAAAUUUUUUUGAUAAAAUAUCCAUUCACUUGAUUAUUAACACAGAUACAUUUAUUUGAGAACACAUAAAUAUAUGCUAUAUUUCUUGCACUUUGACGUUAAUUUUCACAGGUACUAUUAACUUUCAUUUGUCA
This is a messenger RNA of Phymastichus coffea, 4101 nucleotides long. RefSeq names its product carnitine O-palmitoyltransferase 1, liver isoform (gene whd). The coding region runs from base 170 to 2479 and encodes 769 amino acids. Gene Ontology annotation, biological process: fatty acid metabolic process; carnitine metabolic process. Gene Ontology annotation, molecular function: carnitine O-palmitoyltransferase activity. The transcript has 14 exons. Lineage: Eukaryota; Metazoa; Arthropoda; Insecta; Hymenoptera; Eulophidae. Gene Ontology annotation, cellular component: mitochondrion. The record is from RefSeq and is a predicted model, not a curated record.